Molecule: messenger RNA, 480 nt
Organism: Sporothrix brasiliensis 5110
Lineage: Eukaryota; Fungi; Ascomycota; Sordariomycetes; Ophiostomatales; Ophiostomataceae
Exons: 1
Source: RefSeq, a predicted model, not a curated record
AUGAGUUAUAGAAAGGCUCGUAUUUUAAAAUUAACAAAAUUCUUUUUAAAAAGAAUGGAAUAUUUAGAAAAAAUUAAAAAUUUAGAUUUAAACAAAGGGUUUAUAAAUGUGGAUAAUUAUGGUAUAGAAAACAGAGAUAGAAGUAUAAAUAUUAAUACUUUAGUAAAAGAUAUUAAUUUAAAUGAAAUUAUAAAAAAUUUAUAUAAUACUAAAAAUUAUAAUAAUAUAAAAAUUAUAUUAAAUUCUAUAGAAUUUAAAAAUUUAGAAGGUAUAAAAUUAGAAUUAAAAGGUAGAUUAACUAGACGUUAUAGAGCUGAUAGAUCAUUAUCUAAAAUACGUGUAAAAGGAAUUUUUAAAAGUUCUAAUAAUUUAUCUACGGCUUAUAGAGGAAAUUUUUUUUCUAACUUAGAAUAUUCAAUUGAUAUAUCUAAACGUCGUAUUGGAGCUUUUGCAAUAAAAGGUUGAAUUAGUGGAAAAUAA